Molecule: messenger RNA, 564 nt
Organism: Symbiodinium pilosum
Lineage: Eukaryota; Dinophyceae; Suessiales; Symbiodiniaceae
Source: the annotation of a GenBank genome assembly
AUGCCUGUUGGUGGUGUGUCCACGCAGAACAUGGGGACAUACCUGCAGGCUGGUGCCAGCGGUUUCGGUGUCGGUACUGCCCUUUACCAAGCCGGCGACACGGCCGAGACCUGCCGAAUGAAGGCGAAGGCAUUUGUUGGCAAAUACCGAGAGCUGACCAAAGACGUCGGCGGCGCUGGCCUGGAUCCUCCUGCGAAGAGAUUUAAAAGUGAAGCCCAGUCCAUCACUUUCCGCGUGCACCUGUCUCGUUCCCACGAAGACGAGAAGUGGGGUUUCUUUUGGGAUCCAGAGGUCCUGAAGCAGACCGGGCGACGCGUCCUGCACAAAGUAGUGGCGGCCCCUGGCAGUCCUUUCGACAUUUGGAAUUGCAGUCAGCAUGAUAACGAUAACCCGCAUCUGGCUGCGGUGGAAGGGGACGAGCUCGUCCAGGUCAAUGAUGGAGGAAGAUCGGCCGAUGAUAUUGCGCGAGAGCUCAAGCAGCUGGAAGCCGUUUGUGAGUUCGUUCGCGUAAAGCCAGGUGUGCGCAAUGUCAACAUCCAGGGCGGCGGCCGACAGCGGAGUUGA